AUGACGACGAGAGGGAGCAGAUCGGAGAAGGUGAGAAGAAUUUUCCAACAAUUUGAUUUUAACAGAGAUGGUGGUCUCAACAGAGAAGAGAUGUCUGCCCUUGUUGUCGCUGUAAACCCUAGGGUGAAAUUCAGUGACGAACAAAUCAGCGCUAUCCUCGACGAGGUUUUCCGAACGUACGGCGACUUUAUUGACGGCGAAAAGGGCCUGACUUACGACGGUUUGUUGCGUACGUACGACGACGGCGCCGGUGACGUCGACCGUGAUUUUGAGGCACUUGCGCUUGAAAUGAAAACGGAUGACGAUAAUGAAGCCGCGUCCUCUUUAGCUUUAGAAGAAGCUUCCACUUCAUCGGUGCUGGAAAGGGCUUCGUCUGCCGGACCACAAAAGUCACACCGGACGGCAGCCUGGGCGGCGUCGCCGAACCACGGAAUUAUCUUUGACGACACAUGGAAGCUCGUUGACGAUUUGGAAAUUCUGAUCAAGAGGUUAAAGUCGAAGCAAACCAAAGACGGAAAACCAAAAGGGGAAAAUUUCGAUGUUUAUUCCGAUCCAGGGUGGUCGAGAGAGUUAGGACCAUCUUCUGAAAUUGAUAAACGCAUCAUUUGGGAAGAAAGCGGCCAUGAUUAUGGGGUUUUCGUGAAAGAAUUAGGAGCAUUGAGGUCAAGAGCAGAUGGGUCAAGAUCAAGAGAAGAAGCAUUCGAUGGGCAUAUGGCUCUUGGUAGAGUUUUAUACGAUCAACAAUUAUUCAAAGAAUCAUUAGUCUGUUUCAAACGAGCCUGCGAAUUACAGCCCACCGACGUCCGACCACAUUUCCGGGCUGGAAACUGCUACUACGUCAUCGGCCAACAUAGCGAAGCCAAAAGCGAGUUCAUUUCCGCCCUAGACGCCGCCGAAGCCGGAGGUAACCAAUGGAGUUAUCUUCUUCCUCAAAUCCAUGUAAAUCUCGGAAUUUCUCUCGAAGGCGAAGGUAUGGUUAUAAGUGCUUGCGAACAUUACAGAGAAGCCGCAAUUCUUUGCCCCACUCAUUUUCGCGCAUUAAAGCUUCUGGGUAGCGCUUUAUUCGGGGUUGGAGAAUAUAAAGCUGCCAUUAAAGCUCUAGAAGAAGCUAUCUACAUGAAAAACGAUUACGCUGACGCUCACUGUGAUUUAGCUUCAGCUUUACACGCCAUUGGAGACGAUGAAAACGCCAUUAAAGAGUUUCAGAAAGCUAUCGAUUUGAAACCAGGUCAUGUGGAUGCUUUAUAUAAUCUUGGUGGUCUUUAUAUGGAUAUGGGGAGAUACCAACGAGCUUCAGAGGUGUACACAAGGGUUCUCGGAGUCUGGCCAAACCAUUGGAGAGCUCAGCUCAAUAAAGCAGUGUCAUUAUUAGGCGCAGGUGAAACCGAAGAAGCUAAAAGGGCUUUGAAGGAAGCUUUAAAAAUGACAAACAGAAUCGAACUGUAUGACGCCAUUUCUCACAUGAAGCAGCUUCAGAAGAAGAAACUGAAAGGAAACGGAAACGGAAACGGGAAUGGAAACGAUGAUUCCUUCGUUGUAGUGGAACCAUCGAAAUUCAAAACCAUAAGUGAAAGAACCACAUUAAGACAUGAUCUCGCUACUGCUCUCGAUAUCCGAUCUUUCCAAAGAACCACAAGAUUAAUCCGAUGUGAUGUCGAUCUUCUCAAAAAGGAAAUGAACGAAAACGAAACUCCAUUGACAUAUUCCGGAACCGGAUUACCUGAAAAAUCAAUCCGGAAGGCGGCUUUAGAAAGUGUUCUUCGAAGAUUACUUGGUUUCUUAAAACCGGAAACAUUCGUAGGCUCCGUGAAAGAAAUCAACCUCAAAAUCCUCACUGUUUUAGAUGAAUCGGAAUCCGGAAGGGUGGAUUUAGGUAUGUUUUUUGCUAUUCUAGCUCCAAUUUGUGGUGGUUCCCCUGAAAAACGAAAAAGAGUGGCGUUUGAUUCUCUUCUUUGGCGACCAAUAAACGAACAACAACAAGGGGCAACAAAAGGUCAAAUCAAAAGAGUCGAUGCUUUACAUUACAUAAAGUUAUUGCGAUUAGUUUACAUUCCAUCUCAAGGAACAAGCGAAUUGCUUGAAAUCCAUGGAGGAACCGAUGAUUCCAUGGUUUCAUUUACAGAGUUCGUCGCCAUGUUUGAUGAUUCCGAUUGGGGUUUUGGAAUCCUAUCGACUUUAUUAAAGCUUGAAAUUUCUGAUCGGAAUCGGCAUGGGAAACAAUCGUGUAGUGUUUGUAGGUAUCCGAUUAUUGGGUCGAGAUUCAAGGAGAUGAAAUCGGGGUUUAGUCUCUGUGGUCAAUGCUACAGUGAAGGUAAAGUGCCGAUGAGUUAUAAACUCGAUGAAUAUCGAUUUAAAGAAUAUGUGAAAGAAAGUGAUGCGAUGAAGGAUAAGUGUAUGUGGUUUAGUUUGCAAAAGAGCUCAUCGGGAGGUGCUACUACUAAUUUGUAG
Molecule: messenger RNA, 2448 nt
Organism: Lactuca saligna
Lineage: Eukaryota; Viridiplantae; Streptophyta; Magnoliopsida; Asterales; Asteraceae
Source: the annotation of a GenBank genome assembly